This is a messenger RNA of Symbiodinium natans, 302 nucleotides long. Lineage: Eukaryota; Dinophyceae; Suessiales; Symbiodiniaceae. The record is from the annotation of a GenBank genome assembly.
GCCGUGGACCCGCUUCCGCAGCGAAGUCAUCGGGGCCACCAACCCUGAGGACGCCGUGUCAGGCUCGUUGCGAGCCAGGAUCCGGGACGAGUGGAACGACCUCGGUCUGCUUGCAGAAACCAACUACCAGGACAAUGGUGUGCACGCCAGUGCCUCCCCGCUGGAAGCGCUCCGGGAACGGCAGGUGUGGCUAGGAGACGACGUGACGUCUGAUGCCUUUGGCCAGCGCGUGGCCGAGCGCAGUUCCGUCGGCUUGCAAGAACUUGUGGGCAAUUGCAGCAUCGCCUUGGGUGAGAAGAGCG